AUUUUAUUGACGUGACAAAUUCCGUUUCGAUGCAAGUGUCACUUUUAAUAAUGAACAUUCAUCCAUCCGCUCUCUUAAGUCAAUAUAUUCUUAAAAAAUAAAGCAUACAUCUUCAAAUUCAAAUAUAACAACUACUACUGCGCCACCACAGCUACUCAUCAUUAUGCCAUUGUUGUUUGAUUGUUGUCAUGUCUGACCGUCCCUCAUGUCCCUGUCGUCCUACGAAUGAAUGGAUGGACGCGAAUAAAAAACCAGACCAAUAUUUAAUAUAACAGUUUGUCGAUUCAUUCUAUCCAUUCAUGUCAGUGUAAAGAUUUAUAAUAAUAAAGUGGACAAGAAGAAACCUUGCCUUGCUUUUUGCCUUGCAUGCAUGCAACUCGGCAAAUAUUCUAAAAAAUAUCGAAUCUAAGAAGUGAAGGGGUGAAUUAGUUGGUUAGAGUUUGGCCUGGUCGAGUGUAAAGUAAAGCUUUUUUUCCACGAUGCAGCAGCAACAAUGUUAUAAAGAAUUUCGCAUUUGACGACGAACUAUGUAUGCAUGCACGUCUACUUUCUUGCCAGUGAUGGGAUAACAUACAGCGUCGUGGUGUGGUGCAAAAUGCAGUAAUACAAUUAAACUCGGCAGCCAAACUAUACCACGAAGAACGAAACCAAAAAGUGGCAACGUGUAAGAUCCACUGGCUGAGCUGCUACCUGUGCAAUUGCAAUCAACAAUUGAAAUCUUGAACCAAACCUCCAUCCACCAACUGUAGCAAGCAUUUGCGACUGAAUUUUACAUUGUUAGUUUGCCAUUCUUAUUCCUCUUGGUAGGUAGUCGUCAGUCGAUCUGAUGUGCUGCGCGUGGACUGACGUCGUACUUAGGUCCUUCCUUCUCGUGGGCAUCGUGGUGCUGCAGUUUUAUUGAGAAAAAUUGCAAAACUUUUGCAAGUAUUAAGUGCGUGUGUUAAGUGCAAGGUUUAAUGCACACAUGAACUUCCGGAUUUAGGAGGGGAAGGAAAACAAAGUUUUCCCAAUAAUAAGAACACGAACGAACGGAUAUAUAAUACCCGGCUUGUCGAAUUAUUCACCAGUUCCGUGUCAGCUAUUUAAGUGUGAGCUUGGGUCGAGGAGUGUGAGUUAUCGAUUAAUCUACUUACCUGUGCGUUUUAGUUGAUCAAGUGUUUUUCAUGAAAAUCAAAUAAUAGUGAUUUCAUUUCAUGCAAUAUUACUUAUACACGCAUCGAGCUUAAUAUUUAAGGAAGCAAUCUUUGCCAUAAAAAAUUACGGGAGUUAAAAUUGCAGUUAUAUAUUUCUUAUCUUGACAUUUCUAUAAAAGAAAACGGCGCACCAAAUGAUAAUACAUUAAUAAUUUAUUUAUUCGUUUGUGUCACUUAGAGUUCAGUGUUUGUGGUUUUGUUGUUAUUCAUGGCGUGAGAUCUUGUGUGUCGGUCGGGUUGAUCUUUAUUUCUGUGCUUUUUCCAUGAAGGGAAUUGAUCAUUUGUUGUGACAGAAUAAUAAUAAUUCGAGAGAAGUAAUCAUAAUAUGAAAAUGGGGAGAAGAAGGACAUUAACGGAGCUUUAUUGUUCGAGGACAAAGGUAGGAUUCGUGGGGGUGGUGGUGGUCGUGGCGUGGUUCCUCAUUCUCGCCGUGGAUAAUGUCGCCGAGGCUCAUGUGGGAUUGACAUUUCCCCCCGCGAGGAAAUUCGAUUUGGACUUUUUGGAUAAUAUUAGAACGAAACCUCCCUGUGGAAUGCCCAAAGGUGAGAUCAAAACCUCGUUGGUGUCCGGUUCGACGAUCAAUGUGACAUGGCAUUUGUCCUAUCCGCAUCGGGGUGGAUAUCGCCUCGAACUGAUGGACAGUCAAGAACGCAUGUUACUGGACUUGACACCAAAAAACGGGAAUGAAGACUACAUCAAGGGAGACCCCACAGCUCAAGCCCACACUGUAAAACUUCCGGAUAACUUUACCUGUGAUGAUUGCACAAUCCGACUCUUGCGACAGGCGUCCGAGUGGGCAAAUCAGUACCGCUUUUGGUCCUGCUCUGACGUUGAUAUCGUUCCGGCGAAGAAAUUUAAGGAAACUUGUAGCGGAAAUGGACGAGCGGUUGUUGGUCGAUGCGUCUGCAAUAAAGGAUUUUGGGGUGCGAGAUGCCAAUAUGAGGACGAAUGCGAGACAGAAUCGGAAUGCAGUAACAAUGGAAAAUGCAUCGACCUUGGUGGCACCGCUCUGCCCAGAAAGCAAUGUUUUUGCUCGGCAGGAUUUCACGGGGAGAAAUGUCGUAAGAGAAAUGCAGCCAAACUGCCAACUUCCGGUCAACCUUUGGACUUGACGAGGCACACGAAACGUGUCCUUUCCGACAGGAUGACGCUGCAUUACAGGAUUCUCCCAGCCACAAAAGAUGAGAACAAAGAGAUCGAGAUGAUCUUAACCGUGAAAGGAACCUCAUACGGAGCUCUUGGCUGGAGACCGGCCGGGUUUAAGGCGACCUGCAAACGUUGGCCGUUCAUUGACAACUCGACCGCGGAGGUGGAACGAAUUGGGAAGAAUGCCAAGUUGGACACGGCUUCAUCAGGAUCGUCAGACAAGUCGGCCGUGGCUGAACCAGAAUCAACAGCCGAGGCGGAACCAGAAUCCGCCGCGGAACCGGAAACGGCAGCGAAAGAAAAGACAAAGCCAAGCAAGAACAAGAAUAAGUCUCACGAAGGAUCUGCUCAUGCAGAGCCUGAGCCCGAAUCUGCAGCUUCUGAGCCUGCUUCGGAACCUGCUUCUGAACCGGAAGUUACGUCGGAACCAGAAACUACAUCCGAACCAGAAGCAAAAACGACGCCCAAACCGAAAUCUGGGGCAGAAAAGUUAAAGUCAAAAUUGAGAAGUAAUCGAGUCCAGGAUGGAAGUGAUGUUCAUGUCGAAACGUCGCAAAUCGCAGUGACUCGAUCUAACCGGCAGAGACAGAAACGUUCUCCGGAACCAGAAGAAGCCAAAGCUGAGCCAGAACCGGAAACAGAACCCGAGCCAGAAACGAAACCGGAACCCUCGCCCGAACCGGAGGCAGAGGCCGGAGCCAGCGAACCAGAGCCUGAAGGGACUGCAAAAGCCGAACCUGAAAGCGAAGCUGAAGCAGAAGCGGAACCUGGCACCACUGGUGAUUCGACCCCCAGUGCGUCAUCUGAGAGGCAGAAAAACCUUAAGCCAUCAGUGUGGGCACCUAAAGGAGAUUUUCACGCCAUGGAUUGUAUCGACAUGGUGAUGGGUGGGGCAAGAGGUCCCUUAUCCCGUAUACGAGACUACUACACCCGCGACCGGUCCACCCCCCGCGUCGACUCCUUCUGGGGAGGAAAGGACGACAUCACCUCCGCCACUGGGUGGGAAGACAAUGGAGAAACAGUGCUCAUUUUCAGAAGAAAAUUGAAAUCCAGCGACGAAGCGGAUCACGACAUUGCCGGCGAGAUGCACGUCAUUUGGGCUCGAGGUCAAGAAAAUGGAGAAUAUGUUCACACGCCACACUCUGGACUGGAGAAAGAGACCCCGUCACGGGCCGAAUUUUAUGCCCCGGAUGAAAUCAAGUACCACGGGCAUGGGGCGCAGAGGGGGAUCACGAGGAUUGAUUUCUUGGCAGAGCAAUCGAGCGGACGCAAAAAAACGAAAAGCUACGACUGUGAGAACGGUUGGGCACAUCCUCCCGGAUGUCAGAAUUACCUCGACCCAUCUAAACCCUGCACAUACAACGCUACUUGGCGAUACAUUCCGGAAAUUGAUUCAGUAAAAUUCACCGUCGAAACGAGAAAGCCGGACAGAUGGACUGGGAUCGGAUUUAGCGAUUCGCCACAGAUGAGAAACUCUGACGCAGUGAUAGGAUGGGUGACAUCGGGAGGACAAUUUUUCCAUAUGGACACCUUCAUGGCGAGCUACACGGCACCAGUGCUGGACAAUUCUCAGGAUAUCAGCAACAUGACAGGAAAAUAUCGCGACGGGAUCAUCCACUGGUCAUUCGUCCGGAAAGUGAAGACAUCCGACCCAAAAGACGUUUCACUGGAUGAGUGUCGCUUCUUCCUCUUUCCCGUCGAAGGGGGGACCUAUAAUCACGUGAAUAAGAAGAUCCGAAAGCAUGAACAACUUCCGAUCGCUUCAUCCGAAAAGAUUUGCAUUCCUCGCGAAUGUCGCCCCGUUCGCAUAUUGAAGGACCCCGAACUUCGAUACGAGUUCGAUAUCAAGUUGACCGGCGGAUUAGGCAAUAAUUGGAGGCCGCCCCGUAAGGAAAGUGAAGAUUUUAAACAUUUAGAUAACCGAAUCGGAACAGAGUUGAGUUCCGAGUUGAAGAAUAUUAAGGGGUUCAAGAGGUUGCAGUUGACUGAGAUUAAGAGGGACGGUAAAUCUGGCGCAUUAGCCAAGUUUGAAGUCAUGGUCGUUCCCAAUUCGGAACUUGCCGAGACAUCGAGGGUCGAACGCGCCUUGAACGACACACUGUCAUCUGGACGGGUCGGAUCAUUCCAAAUUGAUCCGACAUACCUCAGAUUGAAGGCACCAAUCUUAGAACAAGACACGGACUACGACGAAGUUGACCCACAAGUUGUGACCACUUCGUUUGGAGAGAAGCGUUUCUGGAUAAUUCUUGGGAGCGUGGGCGCACUCAUUCUGCUGGCUGUGGCGCAAGGCAUCUUCACAAUUACGAAGGGGACAGGAAAAACUUCGUCGCACAAGGGCUCCAGCGGUUCUGGGAUGGCGUGGAGAGACUAUUCCGAAACGAACUAUGGCUAUGACGCUUACGACGAGAAGAUGCAAGGUCCCAACGCCAUGCAGCUGACUCAAACUCCGCCCCAUUACCCGCCCGCGAAUGGUCACGGAAACGGCGGGAUGGCGUCGUCUCACUCGAACGGGGGAGGAAAUGGUUACGGACAUCACGCCGCCGCCCCGCCCAGCAUGUCGCUCCCCCGACCGCACCACGGUCAACCACAAUCUCAACCUUCCACCCAAUCCAUGAUGCGACAAAGUAAUGGAAAUGGUGGCCCUUCGGGGGGAAGCAAUGGGUUAAAUCACAAUCCAGACUUUUACUUUAUGCCAUCACAAAGAAAAUACUCGGGGGAAAUGGUCCGCGUUUUUGUAGACCACUCGAAAAGGUGAUGAUGAAGUAGUUGUUUAACCAUUUUUUGUUCAUUAUUUUCAAAAUGUCAAGACUUUUCUACUUAAUUUGCAUCCAUUCGCUGCGUCGGAGUAACAGAGAUAGUCAGAUAAUUAGCGGAGGUAGAAAUAUUUAGUUAUGUAUAAAUGUUUUCAUGCAAUAGUAGGCGAUAUAUACUUAUGUAUAAAAUACUUAUAUAAAACUGUCCAUAAUAAAAUAUUUGAUAAUAAUUAAAUGUCGAUAAUUUAACGUAAUUAAGUUUUGUGUGAUGUGAUGGAUGAUUUAUCAUUGUCAUGCAUAAUGUUUAAAUCGAAUAUAAUUAGUUUCAAUGGGGUGACUGGGAUAGUUUGGUUUGACUUUGCUUAAUAGAAAUAGCGUAGCGUGUCAAUGCAAGAAAACAACGAAAAUGGUAGAUAAUUAAUUGUUAAGUUUUAAUUAGUAAAAUCUUGUAAUCAAUAAUCAUAAGAGUUAACCUGAAAUAUUAAGGUUUGUAUUCUGUAUUUGUUGGGGACGUUUAUGAUGCAAUACUAAAUUUUAUGUAUAAGCGUCGUCACUCAACCAUACAAAUUAAGAACUUAUUAGAUGAACAAAAUUCUAGGAAAAGUAGUACGCAAUUUAUAUAAAACAAAUAAACAAAAUAAAUCGCUAAAUAAGAAAUUUUUGAUAAUAUAAAA
Molecule: messenger RNA, 5766 nt
Organism: Folsomia candida
Lineage: Eukaryota; Metazoa; Arthropoda; Collembola; Entomobryomorpha; Isotomidae
Exons: 18
Coding region: 1519-5094 (1191 amino acids)
Source: RefSeq, a predicted model, not a curated record